AUGUUCGACUUCGGCGUAUUUAAUAUUAUCUUGUCACCCUUGAUAAACCGUCAGCAGUUGGCGCGACCCGUAGAGGCAAGUAUUUCUCCCGUAGUCGAUAUUGCGAUGAAAGUGAACAAGAUCCAAAAGGAUGACCUAGAACCGUUGAAAGAGCUGAGCACACGCAUUGCUCGCGCAUUAAAGAAGAUCGUUAAACUGGAAACUAGCAGGCACAGGGCAGCAGUUGCUGUACGAUUGGAGAAUUUGGAUUUGAUGGAGGAUAGACGUUUGUUGAUGCAACUCAGAAACUAUUCACAGGUUUCAACCGGCACACAGACAUUUGUUGAAAAGAAACCAUGCCGCGUCAGGUUUGUAAUACCUCCAGUGACAUGGGAAGAAGAGACGAUGAAUGAGAUUUGGAUGUACCCAAAAAUGAUAAUACCGUAUUUUACAAAAAUUUGGGUGAUUGCAAAAUUUAUUAUGAAACAUUUAAAAAAUCCAGUUAUAUUGCGCAAUAUGGCCGCAAAAAUAUAUGUGGGAUUUGGAAAACUAAUUCAAAUAACAACGACAAUCGAUAUUCCAAAUAACACUACUACGAUAAACUUCAGAGGUUUUCCACGGCACACCACAUAA
This is a messenger RNA of Metopolophium dirhodum (rose-grain aphid), 612 nucleotides long. RefSeq lists its product as uncharacterized. Lineage: Eukaryota; Metazoa; Arthropoda; Insecta; Hemiptera; Aphididae. The coding region runs from base 1 to 612 and encodes 203 amino acids. The transcript has 2 exons. The record is from RefSeq and is a predicted model, not a curated record.